This is a messenger RNA of Owenia fusiformis, 1857 nucleotides long. Lineage: Eukaryota; Metazoa; Annelida; Polychaeta; Sabellida; Oweniidae. The record is from the annotation of a GenBank genome assembly.
UAUUGUUGAGUCAAUACAAUGAAGAUUAAAAUAAAGGUUAAAAUACAGCAAAUCAGACUUGUAAUCCAGCGGAAUAAACGCUAACGCAAAAUUACACAUGUAGUUUACUUAAAAAGUUAACUUUCAAAUUACCUUGCCACUUUGAUCAUCACAUUGAUUCACAGAAAAGGAAGGAUUGGGAUUCCACCAAUUGCGGCAUUGAUCUUGCACUUGUGUCGAACUUUGGUGUCAUGAUCAAAAUAUGCCAGGCACGAGAGAGACGUGCAUGUCAGAGGAACUGAAAGUUGUAAAAGUUACAGGACAAGAGGAGUCUAUAGUAUAAUUUAGAUAAGGGGAUAGCAUUAAACGGUAGAUAUCGCCACAGAAAUGAUAACAUUACUGAGAUAUUUAUUUACAACAAGCGCCGAGAUUGUCUAUUUUAUACUCCUUGAAAGUUCGCAAUUUUGAAGGGUUUAGUAUGAACAGGUACACAUUAACAUUUUAAAAUUUGUAGGAUAUUAAUUUGGAUACAUUGACAGUUGCACGCAAGUUUGAUUUGGUUUACAAUCCAUGAUUUGUUGCAAUUCAAUUACAAUUCGUCAGUGCGAAGAAAUGAAUGCAUGAACUUAUAAAGUGAAUUUGAAUGUAUUUACGUUUGGAAACUGGCGGAAUUGACGCAAAUAUGUCGUCACCGAAGAUGAUCCAAAGAUUAUCAAACGUCUCUAAGAAGCCGUUCAAGGUUGUCGUUCUUGGUCAAAGUGGAGUAGGAAAAUCAGCGUUCACCGUGAGAUUAUUGACGAGACGAUUCAUCGGGGAGUACGACCCGACACUAGAACAGAAAUAUGUAGUUCGUCUAGAGCUUAAUAAAGAUGACGUAGAAGUUGAAGUACUGGACACAGCGGGACAGGAGGAAGAAUCUCUACAUCUAGAUGGUAAUCUCAAAUGGGCGGAUGGAUUUAUUCUCAUCUAUGAUGUCACAGACCGAUGCAGCUUUGAUGAGUGUACCAGACUUAAGUUUCUAAUAAAUCGUGCCAAGAAGGGUAGAAAAAGUAGUUCCAGUGUCGUAUCUCUCCUUGCAGAUAUCCCCGUGGCCCUUGUUGGCAAUAAAAAUGACAAAAUCAACGAAAGACUGGUAUCGGAAGCACAAGGAGAAGAACGAGCGAAGGAUUUAAACUGUCCUAUCUUCUUGGAUACAUCUGUUCGUGAAUCAGUAGACAGUGCGCAUGAUAUAGUCGAGCAACUCUACAGGGAGUUCCAUACACGGCGUAGCCCUCGUCCGCCACAACGCCGUAACAAAAGUGUAGAAAUAAUGGAAGACCCAAACACAGAUGACACUACUGGUGACAAACAGUCAUUGCCCAUGCGCAUUAUGAACAAAGUAAUCCCGGUUGGAUUGCGGCGCAGUAGUAGUGUAAUAAGGCCAGGUGCAUUGCCCCAGCGAUCAAGUGAUACCAUACAAACAGACACUGAUACAGAUGAUGGUUUUACUAUUCCCAUGUACAGGGAAAGACGAAAAGCAGUUCCAUAUAUGGAUUAUCAGCAUCCAUUGUGAUUUAUGUGGAGGCUCAUAUUUAAAUGUAAAUAAAGUAAUUUGUCUCGACGAUAUCCUUAACCAGUGUACUAAAUGACACCUUAGUAUCCAUAGCAUCUUUUAAGACUAAUUCACUCAUAAGGCCACUAAAUUAUGUAGUACAAACGAGCACAUUCUGUGAAUAAUGAUUUAUUCCAAAUUUAGUUUUCUAUUACUAAAUCGGUGCUAAAGGUGAAAAAUUAAAAAAGUGAAAAAGGUUGGUGAAGCUUUUUGUGAAUUUAAUUUCCUCCUUUAGUUAAGGGUCCUGUGCAUGCAACUUUUCAUGAACAAUAAACCAUAUGAUAACA